This is a messenger RNA of Vigna angularis (adzuki bean), 555 nucleotides long. Its product is annotated as non-specific lipid transfer protein GPI-anchored 25. The record is from RefSeq and is a predicted model, not a curated record. Bases 1 to 555 code for a protein of 184 amino acids. Lineage: Eukaryota; Viridiplantae; Streptophyta; Magnoliopsida; Fabales; Fabaceae. The transcript has 3 exons.
AUGGUGAUGAAUAAUGCAGCAGCGUCAGCGUUGGUGCUCGUGGUGUUGGUGAGCUCCGCAGCGGCAGCGGCGGCGGCGAUGGCGGAGGGGUGCAGGGAGGAUCUAAUAGCGUUUUCAGGAUGUCUGGCAUACGUGUCGUAUCCGCCGAAUAACCUGACAGAAAGUCCUUCGGAGAAGUGCUGCAUGGCGUUCUCAAGGGCGGUAGAAUCGGUUUGCCUCUGCUACGUUGUCGGCGACCCUCUGAUCCUUGGCUUCCCUCUCAACACGACAAGACUCUUCUCCCUCUCUUCCCUUUGUCCGUCUCCAUUCUCAACCUCUUUUCCCUCUCUUUGCCCUUCAAAUUCUUCUGCUCUGCCUCCUCUCACCACCGCAUCGAAUCAAACUGGGGGAACUUCUGAGCAGGAGGAAGAGGAGGACGAGGGGGAGGAAGAGGGGGAGGAAGAGGAGGAGGAGGGGGAGGAGGAGGGGGAGGAAGAGAAGGACGAGGGGGAGGAAGGGGAAAGUCAGGGUCCGGCGAUGAAGGAGAAUCUUCUGGGGGAAGUUCACCAGUUUUAA